AUGGACGGCAUUGUCCCAGACAUAGCAGUUGGUACAAAGCGGGGAUCGGACGAGCUCUUCUCUACCUGUGUCACUAACGGACCCUUUAUCAUGAGCAGCAACUCAGCCUCUGCAGCAAACGGAAAUGACAGCAAAAAGUUCAAAGGUGACAACAGAAGUACAGGUGUGCCCUCCAGAGUGAUCCAUAUCCGGAAGCUUCCCAGUGAUGUCACCGAGGGCGAGGUCAUUUCUCUGGGACUGCCUUUUGGGAAGGUCACCAACCUCUUGAUGCUGAAAGGGAAAAACCAGGCCUUCAUUGAGAUGAACACAGAAGAGGCAGCCAACACUAUGGUGAACUACUACACCUCGGUGACACCUGUGCUCCGUGGCCAGCCCAUCUACAUCCAGUUCUCCAACCAUAAGGAACUUAAGACUGACAGCUCACCCAACCAGGCACGGGCCCAGGCCGCCUUGCAGGCAGUGAACUCAGUUCAGUCUGGGAACCUGUCGCUGGCCGCCUCAGCUGCUGCUGUGGAUGCUGGGAUGGCGAUGGCUGGCCAGAGUCCAGUGCUCAGGAUCAUUGUGGAAAACCUCUUCUACCCAGUCACCUUGGACGUGCUUCACCAGAUCUUCUCCAAGUUUGGCACAGUUCUGAAGAUUAUCACUUUCACCAAGAACAAUCAGUUCCAGGCACUGCUGCAGUAUGCCGAACCCGUGAGCGCUCAGCAUGCUAAGCUGUCGCUGGAUGGGCAGAACAUCUACAAUGCUUGCUGUACACUCCGCAUCGACUUCUCUAAGCUCACCAGCCUCAAUGUGAAGUACAACAACGACAAGAGCCGAGACUACACCCGUCCUGACCUGCCCUCUGGUGACAGCCAACCCUCUCUGGACCAGACCAUGGCCGCAGCCUUUGGUGCACCUGGUAUAAUGUCAGCCUCUCCGUAUGCAGGAGCUGGUUUCCCUCCCACCUUUGCCAUUCCUCAAGCUGCAGGCCUCUCUGUUCCCAAUAUGCAUGGGGCCCUGGCCCCUCUGGCCAUCCCAUCAGCGGCAGCAGCAGCGGCGGCAGCUGGCCGGAUCGCCAUCCCAGGCCUGGGAGGGGCUGGAAAUUCUGUUCUGCUGGUCAGCAACCUCAACCCUGAGAGAGUCACACCCCAAAGCCUCUUUAUUCUUUUCGGCGUGUAUGGCGAUGUGCAACGGGUGAAGAUUUUGUUCAAUAAGAAGGAGAAUGCCUUGGUACAGAUGGCAGAUGGGAGCCAGGCCCAGCUGGCCAUAAGCCACCUUAACGGACAUAAGCUGCAUGGAAAGCCUGUGCGCAUUACCCUCUCCAAGCACCAAAACGUACAGCUGCCCCGGGAGGGCCAGGAGGACCAGGGCCUCACCAAAGACUACGGGAACUCACCCCUCCACCGCUUCAAGAAGCCUUUCUCCAAGAACUUCCAGAACAUCUUCCCACCCUCAGCCACCCUGCACCUUUCCAACAUCCCGCCCUCCAUAACUGAGGACGACCUCAAGAUGCUGUUCUCCAGCAACGGUGGAAUUGUCAAAGGGUUCAAGUUCUUCCAGAAGGAUCGCAAGAUGGCGCUGAUCCAGAUGGGCUCAGUGGAGGAGGCCAUCCAGGCACUCAUCGACCUGCACAACCACGACCUGGGAGAGAACCACCACCUGCGGGUGUCCUUCUCCAAGUCCACUAUCUAG
Molecule: messenger RNA, 1674 nt
Organism: Pipistrellus nathusii (Nathusius's pipistrelle)
Lineage: Eukaryota; Metazoa; Chordata; Mammalia; Chiroptera; Vespertilionidae
Source: the annotation of a GenBank genome assembly